This is a messenger RNA of Penicillium daleae, 1386 nucleotides long. RefSeq names its product neutral amino acid permease. The coding region runs from base 1 to 1386 and encodes 461 amino acids. Gene Ontology annotation, biological process: amino acid transmembrane transport. NCBI's taxonomy places the organism in Eukaryota, Fungi, Ascomycota, Eurotiomycetes, Eurotiales, Aspergillaceae. The record is from RefSeq and is a predicted model, not a curated record. Gene Ontology annotation, molecular function: amino acid transmembrane transporter activity. Gene Ontology annotation, cellular component: vacuolar membrane. The transcript has 8 exons.
AUGAGCUCACAGGUGGAUGGCCCAGCUGAGGCUGUGGACAUGGAAGAUGCUUCUCGAAAGAGCAUGGACGUUCUUCCUGUCGAGUACGCGCCCGAGGACAUGAUGAACAACGCACUCGAAUACAAGCAAGAUGCGUUUGGUAACGAGGAAUUCGCCGAGGUCAAGUAUAAGAUCAUGAAGUGGUGGCAAUGCGGUUUGCUCAUGGUUGCUCAGACCAUCUCUCUCGGUAUCCUGUCGCUCCCUGCCGCCGUCGCAACACUAGGUCUUGUCCCUUCCAUUAUUCUCAUUAUCGUUCUCGGUCUGCUCGCCACUUGGACCGGUUACAUGAUCGGGCAAAUGAAAUUGAAAUACCCCUACAUCAUAACCAUGGCCGACGCAGGAGAAGUUCUCGCAGGCUCAUUUGGACGCCAUUUCAUGGGUGUCUCCCAGAUUCUUUUCGCCAUAUUCAUCAUGGCGAGUCAUAUUUUGACGUUCACUGUCGCCAUGAACACAAUCACCAGCCACGGCACUUGUUCGCUUGUGUUUGGCAUUGUCGGCACAAUCCUCUCCUUCCUGUGCUGUGUACCUCGCACUCUGGAGAGGGUGUCCUGGCUGUCUCUUGUUUCUUUCGUGAGCAUCACCGCCGCAGUCUUCGUCUGCAUGAUCGCCGUCGGGAUCGAAAACCCCAGCAGCAGCGUCGUAGCAGUCGGCAAAACCGAUCUCUACCAGGGCUUCUUGGCCGUCUGCAACAUUAUCUUCGCUUUCGCUGGCCACGCCGCCUACUUUGGCUUGAUGGCUGAGCUGAAGAAUCCUCGCGACUUUACCAAGUCUCUCUGCCUGCUCCAGGGAAUUGACAUCAGUCUGUACCUUAUUGCCUCCCUGGUCAUUUACCGCUAUGCUGGUGACGGUGUCACCUCUCCUGCCCUGGGGUCGGCUUCUCCCAUGGUGGCCAAGAUUUGCUAUGGCAUUGCCCUUCCUACGAUUAUCAUCGCCGGCGUCAUCACCGGCCACGUCGCAGUUAAAUACCUCUAUGUCCAGCUGCUGGCUGGAACAGACCGCAUGCACAAGCGCGACUGGGUCGCUGUCGGCUCGUGGCUCGGCAUUGCUGCUACUCUUUGGAUCAUUGCGUGGAUCAUAUCUGCCGCGAUUCCCGUCUUCGGCAAUUUGCUGGGUUUGAUUACUGCUCUGUUCGCUUCCUGGUUCAGUUUCUGCAUCGGUGGUGUUUUCUGGCUGCAUAUCAACAAGAGACGUUUGACAUCCUCGAAGCGGAUGAUUUUCUUUACCAUUAUCAACCUGAUCUUCAUUGGAAUUGGAUUGACUAUGUGUGGUAUGGGUCUCUGGGUGUCCGGAAAGACUCUCCACGACAGCCCCAGCAGUGCGAGCUUCUCGUGUGCGAAUAAUGCUUAA